Trametes versicolor FP-101664 SS1 is the source of this 2466-nucleotide messenger RNA. RefSeq lists its product as uncharacterized. Gene Ontology annotation, molecular function: DNA-binding transcription factor activity, RNA polymerase II-specific; DNA binding; zinc ion binding. Bases 1 to 2466 code for a protein of 821 amino acids. Gene Ontology annotation, biological process: DNA-templated transcription; regulation of DNA-templated transcription. Lineage: Eukaryota; Fungi; Basidiomycota; Agaricomycetes; Polyporales; Polyporaceae. The record is from RefSeq and is a predicted model, not a curated record. The transcript has 10 exons.
AUGACUCCGGACGGCACACCCGGCCUCACUCCGGCUCGACGUAGGUCUGAGGACGAACUGGACUCCAGUCGCGCGCACAAGAAACCGCGGACACGAGUAAGCUAUUCGUGCGGCGAGUGUCAUCGGCGCAAACAAAAGUGCGAUAGACAAGUCCCAUGCUCGCAUUGCAUCGCUCGCAAGGUCCCGGAGCUUUGUAAAUCCUACACUCCUGGCAAAACCGACCAAGACAUACAUGUGCGCCUGGCUCGACUGGAGCACAUUGUCGAAACCGCCCUCCCCCACUAUUGGUCUCGCGGCGAUGAUACCCCCAAUUCGGAUGGCAGUGGUCACAAUGACAGGCGACGCUCUAUGUCUCCCGCUGACGACGGGAACCGCUCUCCGGCGGAGGACGAGGAUCCGAGCGGAGGCAUCUUCGAGAGCGGGAGAUGGUUUGGGAAGAGUGCUUCUGGUAUAGUAGCCGCACCAUCUGUGCUUGAGCAGCUGCAAAAUAUGGUCCCAAGCCAAGGACAAGACAACGAAGCCAGCAGUAGCUCGCACCAAACACACCCGGACAUAUUCAAGCCAGAUCGUCCGCCGAGCCUAGCGCCCAUAGAACAAACAGCCAUCGAGCGACUCCAGCGGCUCAUACAGGACUGCGGCUACAGCUCCGAACGUCUCCAGAACAUGUACAACGAGCUGCCCCCUCGCAAAUUACGCGAUGAUCUCGUGGACCACUACUUCACUACUAUAAAUUGGACCCGCUAUCCAAUCUCAGAGCAUGAGUUCCGUGCUUCGUAUGCGGCGUUCAUAGCGAACGAACACAACCACGCGAACCCCAACAACAUCCGCUUCCUCCCUCUGCUUUUCGUAGUGUUAGCAAUAUCUGUGCGGUUGGCGCCUGAACGUAUCGGAGGGUCGGAGCAAACCAAGAAGACAGCGGGUUCCCGCUAUUACUGGUGUUCCCGGCGCGCACUUCUCAUCAUAGCUGCUAUCCAGCCCGACUGCUUUGAGGUGGUGUUGAUCAGGAUGCUUAGCGCCCGCUUCCUCGUCCUAGACCGUCGCAUGACAGAAUCUUGGAGUCAAUUGGGGGCCGCUGUCAGAACAGCGCAAGCCAUAGGUUUGCACCGUGAUGGCGCCGACAUGGGCAUGGAUUCGUUGCAAGUAGAGAGAAGACGCCGCAUAUGGUCAAAUCUGUAUCACGCAGAUCGGUCGAUCGCGUUGGUGCUAGGCAGGCCGAUCGCAAUUCAUGACAGCUACACAUCAACGCGCCCACCAGUGAAUACAGACGAAAUGACGGCAGACGGUCGUUUCAAGACGACGCCCCUCACCCAACCUACCCGUACGGCGUUCUUAAUCUUCCGACAUCAGCUUGCUGGGAUCAUGGGCCGCAUGUCCGACUUCUUCCAAAACGUGAACUCUCCGCGGCACUACGCCGAUGUCAUUACCUUGGACGACGAGCUGCUCAAAUACAAGCAAAACCUCCCACCUUUCUUCUCCCUCGACCCCGACACCUCAUACGACCACUCUCAUCCCUACAUCCCUUUGCAGCGGUUCCUCCUCGUCACUGAGUUCCUCUUCGUCCGGAUAUCGCUUCACCGUCCAUACCUCCUACGGAAGUUGGACGGUAACAAGUAUGCGCGCUCCAGAAGCGCCUGCUUCGAAUCCGCUCUCAAGGAUUUCGAGAUUCGGCAAGAGUACUUUGCGACGAUCUCUCGUACCGGCCGCGACCCCGUCGCUAGCGCCUAUCGUGAGUUCCAGGCAGCCAUGAUCGCCGGCAUCUACUUGGUGCUCUAUCCGAAAGGCAAGGACGCCGACCAGAUGCACGCCGUCUUGGAUAAUUUCCUGGAGCGCCACGAACGCAUACCGGAGAUGGACGACAUCACGCGGAGGGAGAUGAAGAUCAUCGAGUUCCUGAAGAGCAGGUCGUCUCAACCCGGCGCUUCACCCGAAAGUGCCCCGGAGCACAGACCUUCCCCCGACAUGCGCUUAUACCAGGCCAACGCGCCCGCACUCGCCCACCUACGUGCAGUCGCGCCGAAGCCCCCUCAUCACCAUGCGCUCUCCGCCUUCUCUCCCUCCUUCGCCUCCGUCCCGUCUACACCAAUGUCAAGCGCUGCCCACCACGGGUACGCCUCUUUGGCCGGGCCCUCGACUGUGCAGCAAGUCCAGCACCUGCAGCAGUCCGAGAACGCGUCGCACUCGGGCACGGGCAGCCCCGGGGGCGACGAAGACUCGACCGCACAGUCGCUGCUCGACCAGUGGUGCAAUAUCUUCAGCGGCGGCCCCGCAGUGGACGACGCGCCGUCGGGCACGGGGCUCCCGUGGGCGACGCCAGGCCUGGGGGAUCUACCGGGGUGGACGGGUGCGGGCCAUCCGGCGGUGACGUCGCCGCUCGUGGGCAGCGACGCGCUGCCGAACGUGGACGGGUCGGACUGGAGCUACUGGGAGACGUUGGUGAACCAGAUCAGGAGUGGGGCCGUGUCGUAG